This is a messenger RNA of Malassezia vespertilionis, 804 nucleotides long. RefSeq names its product 6-phosphogluconolactonase (gene SOL1). Gene Ontology annotation, biological process: pentose-phosphate shunt; carbohydrate metabolic process. NCBI's taxonomy places the organism in Eukaryota, Fungi, Basidiomycota, Malasseziomycetes, Malasseziales, Malasseziaceae. The coding region runs from base 1 to 804 and encodes 267 amino acids. The record is from RefSeq and is a predicted model, not a curated record. Gene Ontology annotation, molecular function: 6-phosphogluconolactonase activity. The transcript has 3 exons.
AUGCGUGGAACUGAGGUACCGGUUGUCGUCCAGUCGGACCCGAUUCUGUAUGAUUUCCCCACGACUGGGGAGCUAAGCAAGGCUCUCGGCGACUUCAUCGUCAAGGCCCAAAACGAGGCGGUCGAACGCCGUGGCAAGUUCACCAUCGCGCUCUCGGGUGGCUCUUUGCCCAAGAUGCUUGCUGAGGCACUUCUUAACCGCAAUGAUAAGUCCGUGCGCUGGGAGAACUGGCAAAUUUUCUUUGCGGAUGAGCGUCUCGUGCCGCUCAACGACGAAGAUUCGAACUACUACCUCGCGCACAAUGAGCUUUUUUCCAAGGUCCCCGAGCUGCAACGUGAUCAAAUUUACACGAUCGACGAGUCUCUCUUGGACGAUCCCGAGGAGCUUGCCGAUCAAUACGAAAAGCAAUUGGUGCAAGAGUUUGCGGAGAAGGACUCGGUGCGCAACCCCGUGUUUGACUUGAUCUUGCUGGGGAUGGGCCCCGAUGGUCACACUUGCAGCUUGUUUCCCAACCACCCGUUGCUUGGCGAGCAGUCCCGCUGGGUGGCUCCCAUCACCGAUUCGCCCAAGCCGCCUUCUACUCGCGUCACGUUUACCUACCCUGUGCUGAACCACGCACACCAUGCGGCGUUUGUUUUGGCUGGUGCUGGUAAGCAGGAAAUGCUCGCCAAAGUACUUGAUGACGCUAAACUUGGUCUGCCUGCAAGUCGCGUGCGUCCAUACACGCCUGGCAAUGUGUUCUUCUUUGCCGACGCUGCGGCUGCCAAGACGGCAAAGUACCCUCGCACCACUUUCCAUCUGUGA